AUGGCCGUGUCCGGUUGCGGCAGUUAUGUGUUGGUGAUCCUGUUUGUCAUCUCGGGUUGUCAAUCCUGUUGCUUUUCGUCUUUCUGCGGUCGCGGUUGGCAGAAAUGGGGCAAUUCCUGCUACCGACUCACCGACCAGAGUGUAGUUGGCCUAUACAGUGAUGUCGAGGAAAGAUGCAAGAGCCUGGGAGGUGAAAUCGCAGCUCCUCGCUCAGCCGAAGAAAAUAAAUGGUUCGUCGAGUUGGCAGGGAACAUUGAAUACUUGUGGAUUGCUUGCACCAGUGAAGACGGGGAACAAUGGUUUUGCAAUGGUCAGAAACAAAAGUUCGAUAACUGGUAUAGAGGGGUACAAAACGAGCAGCAACGCUGUGCAUCUUUGUGUGUAAACCGUGGAGAGCCUGAUGACUGCGCACUGGGUAAAUGGUUGUUUGUAACAUGUAAUGCCCCUGCUAAUCAUUUUCCAGCGAUCUGCGUCAUUCGCCCGAGCAGUCAGCUGAAGUAG
Molecule: messenger RNA, 501 nt
Organism: Asterias rubens (European starfish)
Lineage: Eukaryota; Metazoa; Echinodermata; Asteroidea; Forcipulatida; Asteriidae
Product: perlucin-like protein
Exons: 1
Coding region: 1-501 (166 amino acids)
Source: RefSeq, a predicted model, not a curated record